Molecule: messenger RNA, 493 nt
Organism: Gorilla gorilla gorilla (western lowland gorilla)
Lineage: Eukaryota; Metazoa; Chordata; Mammalia; Primates; Hominidae
Gene: WFDC10A
Product: WAP four-disulfide core domain 10A
Exons: 2
Coding region: 76-315 (79 amino acids)
Cellular component (GO): extracellular region
Molecular function (GO): peptidase inhibitor activity
Source: RefSeq, a predicted model, not a curated record
ACUCUCCAUAGACAGCUCUACAGGGAAGUCUGUGACAACCUGGCCAGACUUAGGGCUCACGAUCUGGUCAGAGUCAUGGCACCCCAGACUCUGCUGCCUGUCCUGGUUCUCUGUGUGCUGCUGCUGCAGGCCCAGGGAGGAUACCGUGACAAGAAGAGGAUGCAGAAAACACAGCUAUCCCCAGAAAUCAAAGUCUGCCAGCAGCAGCCUAAACUAUAUCUAUGCAAACACUUAUGUGAAUCUCACCGAGACUGUCAAGCAAAUAACAUAUGCUGUUCUACCUACUGUGGGAAUGUUUGCAUGAGCAUUCUGUGAGUGGGAGAGUGGGCUGGGAUGUGCAUCCUGCUUCCCAGCUCCUCUAUCCAAGACUGUGCCCACAUCCGAAGCACAAGGACCUCAAGUCACCAGCAUAAGAACAUCAACAGGAAUGCCGCCCUCUCUACUGUCUGAACCCCUUGUCCCCGUCAAAUAAACCAGAACAAAUGCCCAGGGA